Molecule: messenger RNA, 433 nt
Organism: Cokeromyces recurvatus
Lineage: Eukaryota; Fungi; Mucoromycota; Mucoromycetes; Mucorales; Mucoraceae
Product: mitochondrial ribosomal protein L27-domain-containing protein
Exons: 3
Coding region: 60-314 (84 amino acids)
Biological process (GO): translation
Cellular component (GO): mitochondrial large ribosomal subunit
Molecular function (GO): structural constituent of ribosome
Source: RefSeq, a predicted model, not a curated record
UUUUUUUUUUUUUUUUUUUUUUUUUUUUUUUUUUUUUCUAAUUUCAUAACUAAAUUAAAAUGUUUGGUGUCAUUAGAUCAAUUCCAAGAGGAGCUAGUCGUUUACCGUUAACAGCAAAGAAAGGGCAUAACUUUUAUAAAGGUACUGGUUCGGGUGCCAUGGGUCGACACACAAAACAUGGAGGAUAUAUGAUUGAUUGGAAUAAAGUUCGAACAUUUGUUGUGCCAGAUCUUGAGAAUUUCAAUCUUGGUCCUUAUGUUUCUCGUAAAACACCUUAUUUAGCAAAAAAGCCAACUAAUGUGAAUACCGAUUAGAAAAAAAAGAAAAGAAAAAAAAACUGUACAAAAUAUAUUUAUAUUAUACUUGAAAUUUUAUUUUAUUUAUAUAAACAUGAAAAGAUUAGUUCGGACGCUUAACGUCCUUGUAUUACUUA